Owenia fusiformis is the source of this 3229-nucleotide messenger RNA. The record is from the annotation of a GenBank genome assembly. NCBI's taxonomy places the organism in Eukaryota, Metazoa, Annelida, Polychaeta, Sabellida, Oweniidae.
AACUGUUGCUACGAUAGGUGCCAUCUUGGAAAGUCAAAUUUUACCACAGUUAAAGAUCAGAGAAAGAAGUGCAAGCGUUUAGGAUGGAAGAGCGUGAGGAAAUGGCUGAGGAUGGCCAAGACAAUCCUGAUUAUACACCAGCUAUAUCUGCCAUCCCUCCCAGAGUUAUUGCACAUGAGGAGAGUCAGAUGGAGGUCUCAGCCAGUCCUGCAUUCCAAUGCUUAGAUGACUUAUUCCAAGAAGGAAGCAUCACAGGUACCAGAGUGUCACAACUGAAAUCAAAAUACACAGAGCUACAUGACAUGCUCAAACAGAAAAGAGAACAUGAGACUCAGUUACUUAAUGAAGCUAAAGAGGCAUCUGUUAACAUGGAGACUCAACGUAAUGAGUUGGAGAAAGCUGAUGGUUUCCCUGAAAGCUCCAACUCUGAUGUCUCCAAACUUCGCCAGCAGUUACUUAAGCACCACAAUGAGAUGGCCCAGACUGAGGAAAGGCAGUAUCAGUUAGAGUAUAAGCUAGAACACCUGCGUGAAGAGAAAAGACUGGUGGAGAGAGAAUAUUCCAGACUUCCAAAGCAAGGGGAAAUUGAGAAGAAGAUAGAAGAGCUGCAACAGACAUGUGCAGACAUGAGGAAAGAGAUUGGUCAGCGCCAACUUGAGGCUAAGAACCUACGUGAAGACCUGGAAAUGAGGAAGAGGCAAUACACCAAUGAUAACAAAGAAUAUGAGAAAAUCACCUUUGAACUUGAGAAGCUCAAGGGUGACCUUGUUUUAGUGAAUCAGAUCCCAAACCAGAUUGCCAAAGAUACAGACAAGCUUGCCAGACAGAAAAAUGAAACAGACAAAAAUCGUAAAAAGCUAGAUGAGGAGCAUAAAGACCUUCACACAGCAAUCCAGAGCAUUGAGAGCAAGCGUCAGGAGUUGCAAGAGGAGAAGUUUGAACUUGACACUGAAGUGGACAAGCAAAGGUCCAUACUGGAGGAAAAGGAACGGGAGUUUGAUGUUUUAAUGAAAGACUUUGAGUAUGCCAAAGAGCAGGAAGCUGUAUUGAUGGGAGACAGGGCAACACUAGAUCUUAAUUUAAGACACAUUCAUCUCGAGAAAAAAACAAAUCAUGACAUUCACUCAAGAAAAUUAAGAGAGAAAGAUCGUGAUUUAAGGACAUUGAAAAAAACUGAGCUUCAACUUAAGGUUUCACUGGAUGCCCUAGCUCAUCAACAACAAAUAUAUGAUAAGGCAAAAGGUCAGGUGGAUGCACUUCCCAAAGAUGAUGGCACAUUACAACAUAAACGUGCUGAGUUACAGAGAGAGGUUGAUACAACUAAAAGAGGACUUCAGCAACAGAACUCUUUGACUGCAGUAGAACAGGUGAAGGUAGAACAAAGUGUAGCAGAGGAAGAGCGCCUCUUGUAUGACCAAAGUGAUCUCAGAAUUGAAGUUGUGGAACUUACAAGGCUAGCUGCUAUAAAGGCUGAUGAGAGGGAGCAGAAGGCAAGGGACUUCAUGCGUGCAGAGAUGAGAUACCAUAGGGCGGUGGAAGACCUCAAAACAAAACAAUUGCAGAUACAGGACCACCAAAAAAAAUUUCAAGAAAUGCAAACAAAAUUGAAGGAGUUUGCUAAGAUGUAUGAUGUGAUCAAGAAUGAGAGAAACAAAUGUGUCAAUCUUAUACAGACCAGUACACAGAAGGCUGCAGAAAUGAGAGAGAAAAUAAAAAUAUUACAUAAUGAAAUAGAAAUUUUAAGAACUGCAGCUUCAACUAAAGAAAAGCAACUGCAGAAACAGCGACUUAAGCAUGUAAACAGUUUGGUAGUGAAAGACAGUGUUCGUAAUGAAGUGGGUAAACAGAGACAGAUAAUUGGUGAAAUGAAAGAGAAGCAGGAACAGCAGAACAUGGACAUAAAGAAGCUGAACAUGAUGAUCAAUCAGGCAGAGGAACACAUGGUCUCACUAAGGAAGAGAUAUGAGACUGCUGUACAGAACAGGAAUGACAGGGGUAUUGAGCUUAUAGAGAGGAAUGAAGAGGUCUGCAUAUUCUAUGAGAAAGUCAACAUUCAAGACCAAAUGAUUCGCAAUGGCGAUGUUGAGAUGCAGGCUCGUGAAGAAGCCAUCCGCUUCCUAAAAAUGCAAAUGGCUGAAGAAAAACGUGAAAUUGAUUUAUUAAAGAAAAAUAUGCCAAAUAAACUGAGCUUGGAUUCUGAGUUGGUAACUCUCCAAAUCCAGCUGUCCCAAUGUCAGGACAGAAUGCUCUUGUUGGAGAAGCAGUUGGAGAAUCCAGCUGAUGAAAAGAGAUGUCGCUAUGUCGAGGGGAAUGAUGCAUCCCCUGCAGAACUGCAAACUAAAAUAGAGCAGCUUGAGACAAGACUAUCCGAGAAGGAAGAGAAUCUCCUAGAGAAAGAUCUGAUAUUCUCACAAGUGACCCGACUCUCUGAGAGGGUGAAGAACAAGGCCUCAAGUGGCAAGGAAGACACUCUUACAUUAGCUAAGAAGGUGAAUGAUCUACAAGCCAAAAUUAAAGAGGUUACCAGAAAGAUGAUGGCUAUGGUAUCUGAACUCUCAAUGAACCAAGCACAAGCAAUGAAGUUGCAACAACAAGUCAAGGAAGCCGAGGGAGAAGUUGAGCAAUGCUAUAUGCGUAUGGAGAAGGGAGAGGCCCCUAGUGAAGAAAUUGAACGAAGCUGGCUGAAGAUGUUACGUGAUGAAGAACGAAGGAUGAGAGACAAAAAUGAGGCCCAAAUGGCUGUUGAUGAGGCAGAGCAAUAUCAAAUAACUGGGGGUAUUUCCACUACGGCUGAGCCUCGUCCCAAUGCUUACAUUCCCGAUGAUGACAGCGAGCUACCAAUCCCUCGACCCUAUGGCUCCCAUGCCCCAUUCAAGCCACAAGAGCAAGGAUCAACAAUGCGCCACAUACGCAAACCUGUACCUAAACCCAUUGAGAUAUAAAUUGGACAUUUUUCCAAUCAUGCAGUACUAUUUAAUACAUGACUCCUCCUACAGUAGUCAGGGAUUACAGUCAUUAUCCCAGAAGUUCAGGGGUUAAGGAGACUAUGGGAUAUGGUGGCCAUUUUUAUACAUGUCAGUUUUUAUUUUUUGUUAUAAUUCAAGAAAUGGAUCAAUUUUGUUGAGUCAAUCUACGUUUUUGCUAUAGAUCCAAAAUUAAUAAAGCUAUAGAAUUAUGAUACAGGGGUCCGUUUUUGGACGCAUGACAUUGUUCGUCAAAAAGUAGACAA